AAUCAGUGGGCGUGGUUUCAAGUCUCCUACAAAAUGCCGGUAAAAUGUGGUCGCCCUGGGACUUGAGUGUUUGGACCUGAUUUGAGUUCUUUUGACAUUUAACCACAUGUGAUCCUGAUUAUUCUCCAAGCAUGAGUUCAGGAAAGCCUUGCAUUGGUUGCAAAAUUGCGCUAAUUUCAAAAGCCCAAAAUCGUUAUGAGGGUAUUUUGUACACAAUUGACAAAGUGAAUUCAACAGUGGUCCUUGCUAAAGGUAAGCGGUGUGGAUAUAUGCUUGACAGAGUGAGAUUUCAACAUUACUUUCUCUGAUAGAACUUUUUUCUCCUAAUUAGUCAGGUGUCUGGGAACUGAAGGAAGACCCACUGACAGGCCAACACCACCUAAAGAUGAUGUUUACGAGUUCAUCACUUUUCGUGGAAGUGAUAUUAAAGAUAUAACUCUGUGUGAGUCUCCAAGAUCUCACCAUGGCCUUCCUCCAGAUCCUGCAAUAGUACAGGUAAGGAACGUAUGCGGUUUACACCUUGCAGUUUGUGGCAUUUAAGCCCAUUUACCAUUUCAAGAACUGUAUCUGUGAAAUUGUUGCACAUCUUUUUGCUCAGUCAUCUAUUGUAGGGUCUUCUGGAGUUUAUCAUCCUCAUGGCCCAUUUAGCCCAAGGAUGCAGGCUCACAAUCAGCUUGCUGCUGGCCCUGUCCUCAGCCAGCAGUACGCUGCAGCUCUUGGCCUUGGUGAGCCACUGAAUGCAGAUUUAUUCAAAGUCAACUGAUCAUUAAUCCACUUGCUUAUUGUUGUUAAGGACCCUCAAGUAUGCUGUCAAAAUGCUACAGCUAUAGGUUGUGUUUUUCAUGCCUGGUCUUUCAGGGUUGCAAGUUAGAAGGGGCCCUAUGGUGGAAAAAGCUGUUCAAACCCUCCAUGUGGAUAGAUCGAGACAGAGAAGACCCCUGACUGCAUCUCAGGAGCAGGAGUGGCGAUGGGAAAGGAGGAGGCCCCUAAGGACCAGACAAGAGAGUCCCCAGACCAGAGGAAUCUCAGGAGCCACCAGUAAGUGGGCCUUCAAAGAACUGCAGUAAUGAAAGCAAAGUAAAACCAGUCUUGCAUCAAAAUAUUUACCAAAUAUUUAACAACUUGAUUGUUUUAUGUUCUCAAGAUACUUACCUGGAUUCAGUAAAUGAUAAUCCAUAAUUGUAAUUGCAAGUCUGAAACUUAUUUCAAAUUUGAGGGAGGUCCAGGCCUGGGUUGACCAGUGCUGAAACUCUGCAGCAGAAUAAUGAAAACAGGCUGCCUCCCAGAAGAAGACAAGGUAAUUUUGCAACAGAAGUUUAAUUUUGAAAAGUGAAAAUCUGAAUUUUCAUGCUUGACUAGUGUCCAUUAUCCAAUGUUCAAAAACUAUGUAGGAGCCCGAAGGCGCAGGAACCGUAGCAGGGGUCAGAUGAUGGUGGCAAGUGGUCCGUCUGCUACUCUUAAGUUUGACACAGACUUUGAUUUUGAUUCCUCAAAUGCUCAGUUUAUGAAGGAGCAGCUACAAAAGGAGGCAGAGGACCGGAUGAAUUCAAAAGGUUGAGACCACAAAUACACCUUUUUUUUAUUUUUAAUUUUCAUCACCUGUUUUCUGACCCACGUUUAUGCACCACACUGCUGGCUCAACACUUUUUUGUUGUUAAUACAUGCCCUUGAGGAUAAUUCACAUUUGUGUUGGCAGAAGGAGAUCAUGAAGCAGAGGAGAAAGAAAAGGAGGAAUUGCACUUGUCUGCGGAUGAUGAGCACUUUGGACCAAAAUGCUAUUAUGACAAAGCAAAGUCUUUCUUUGACAACAUCUCAUCUGACAAGAAGUUCAGGUAAAAGUGGGACAUCUCUAAUCAUCAUGUAUCAUGUUUGUUGCAGCAGGCUUUUAGCCUCUCCUUUGUGUUUCAGACUGACAUGGGCCGAGGAGCGAAAGCGUAAUCUGGAAACUUUCGGUGUCCCAGGGCGGUUCUUGAGGGGCCAGGGCUUCAGAGGAUACUCUGGACGAAGAAGACUAGAAACUCCUCAGUAUUCGUCUUAUAGAACCAGGAGUGGACAGCUGUGAAGAUCAGAUUUAGCCAUGGCACUAUAAGGAAUUAGUCCUCAGCUUCAUGCUUCUUGUGUAUAUUAUCGUAUUAAUUAAUCAUUGCAUUGUAUAAAGCUAAGUUUACUUUUUUCCUCCUUAUGGCUUACUAUAUGCGCCUGUGUUGACACUUUUCUUUGUCCUUAUCAUUCCACAGUUGUUUUGUUUAGCUCACAAGGGGGUCCACUAUGACAUAUUUCCCCUCCAGUAUGUUUUGAAAGUUAUUUUUUUUUUCUUUACUUUAAUAGGAAGUGAAUAUUUAAGUUUCUAUUGUCUGCUAUGUGGAAUAGCUUUACUCCUAAAUUAUGUUGUUUCAUGCCAGUAAGUAACCUAUGGCUUUGCCUGAUCGGGGGUCCUCCUAAUAAGUUGUACAUUUAUUUCAUGAAAUGGUGUUGUGAUGUAUGAAUACUGUCAACAUAGAAUGAACUAGAUUUCAGAGUAUUUAAAGAAUAAAGGCUUGUAUAUUGCUUUACUCUGUAAUAAAGCAACUUACUGUAAAUAAACUGGAAAUUGCUGAUGUG
Messenger RNA from Xyrichtys novacula (pearly razorfish), 2601 nucleotides. NCBI's taxonomy places the organism in Eukaryota, Metazoa, Chordata, Actinopteri, Labriformes, Labridae. The record is from the annotation of a GenBank genome assembly.